GCUCCCCCUGGCCUGGCCCUGACGUCAGGGGAAGGCGUGUGGAUGCGUGUAUGUGUGUGUGUGUGUGCGUGCGUGUGCGAGGCGCGCAUCAUACACACAUCAGAUACCGCAGACCCAUCGGCAGCCGGCGGGCAGGCAGGCAGAGGGAGAAAGCCCCCCGAGAGCCGGGCUGCAGGCGAGACCACUCUGCUCCCCGCAAGGCAGCGGAGGAGCCUUCGGCCCCACCGAGCACCGAUGCUUGGCAGAACACAGCUCCAGGGAGCCCGUCACCGCUAAGGAGGUCUCAAGCAUCAGACCUGCACGCUCGGGCGCCUUUUCUCCUGCCACCCACCUCCCCAUCCCCAAAACGGAGGAGCCUGCCGAUCCCACCAUGUCGUCGGACCCCAGCGCCCCGCCGGCGGUGCCGCCCCUGCACUCCCCCAAGUCACCGGUGUGGCCCACCUUCCCCUUCCAGCGGGAGGGCAGCCGCAUCUGGGAGCGGGGCAACCUCCUGCUGCGGGACCUGCCCAGCCCCCUCCCCACCAAGAGGACCAGAACCUACUCGGCGACAGCACGCGCCUCCGCCGGCCCCAUCUUCAAGGGUGUCUGCAAGCAGUUCUCUCGCUCCCAGGGCCACGGGUUCAUCACCCCUGAGAAUGGCACAGAGGACAUUUUUGUCCACGUGUCUGACAUUGAGGGGGAGUACGUCCCAGUGGAGGGGGACGAGGUGACGUACAAGGUCUGCCCCAUCCCUCCCAAGAACCAGAAGUUCCAGGCAGUGGAGGUGGUCCUCACCAACCUGGCACCCCACACAAAGCACGAGACGUGGUCUGGCCAGAUCAUCGGCUCCUAGGCGCCCAGUGGGGGCUGCCGGCCACUUGGCCCCGGGCAGCUCGGCCCCCUGCCUGGCUGCUUGUGGGGGGCUCAGGGGGAGCCAUGGCAGCGACGGGAUCGGGGCUGCCCCCAAACACGCAGGCGUUUGCGUUCGGUGUCUUUUAUAAGGUUACGGUUUCCUUUCUCUGUGUGUGUUUGUAACUGUCUGUCAAGGGGAACAGGGGAAGCAGAGGCCUCCCCUGCCACCCCCACAGCUCCAGGGGCAGCACUGAGCCCCAUGUCCCCUUCCUUGCCCCUCAGACCACGGGGAGCAGGGGAACCAGCCCUACCCCCUGGCCCCCUGGCUGCCCCAGGCUGAAGCAAGUGCUAAGAGCUGGAGGGGGCUGUGUGGAGGCUGGGGGUGCUCAUUUCGUCCUUCGGAACCCUGCUCUGGCAAGAUGACCACCCCACUUGGUCCCGCUGCCGAGGAUGAGCAGCGAGGCAUGCCAUGGGGCUGGGGGAAAACGGGGCAGCGUGGGGCGGCGUAUCACUGUGCGGGGAGUGGGUGGCUGAGACCCAUCCCCAUCACUGGCAGCUCACAGCACCUGCCUGAGCCACGUCCUUCCAUCAAAAGAUCUCAGGUCAGCAGUGUCACGGGGAGGUAAGUGGCUUAUGGAAAGAAAAAAAAUUAAUUUUAAGGGGUAAAUGGCUGCUGGCAGGGUGCUAGGGCGCUCAGCGUUGUGCCCGGGGGGGCUGGGGGUGCACCUCUGUUCUCCCCGCUGGGUCAGUAGCACACUUUUCUUGGCUCGGUGUUGCCAUUGUUUUGGGGAGAUGGCCACCUUCUCCUCCUCUCCUCCUUGUGCCCCCAGCCCCUUGGGGACCCCCUUUCCCACGCGUGUGUGCAUGUAUGUGUGUGUGCGUGUGUGUGCGUGUCCGUAGCUUGCCGGGGGGGGCAAGGGGCUGAGGGCUUUGGGUAGCCUUGGCCAUGGGGCAAGUGCAGCUGCCUCCUCCCCAGCCCCUCGGUGUAGGCAGGGUCUCAUAUACAAAGCACAAACUUCAUUUUUGGUCUUCUCUGCCAUACCCUGGCCAGGUGGGCUCCUGCAGCCCUGGGAGGGACGGGGCAGAGGGCAGUGGGACAGGGACAGCGUGCACUGGCCUGGGUCCGAGCUGACCCCAGGAAAAUGGUGCCUGCACCAACGCUCCAGAGAUUAUCAGCAUCUUAAGGGGUUUAUUUUGAAGCAGGGCAAGCACCCCCCACCCUGACAGCCAGGUUCCCAGGCACCUACUCGUGGGAGCCCCUGGUGCUGCCAGUCCCCAGCACUGAUGCAGAGGGGCAUUUUCCACCUUUCUUGCUGCCACUGUUGCGAUGGGGACAAGGGUCUGCCAUAAGUGGGGAGAGGAGGGGGGCAAGGCUGGUGCCACGUGGGACAGCUGGGGCCCUAGUGGAUCUGGUAAGAUCACCGCGUGCUGCCCCAUCCCAGGCUGGUUUGGGGACUGCCCUGGGACCCCACAGCCCAUCUCACUGCCAACCUGAAGCCCAGGUCACCCAGGGGAUGCAGCAACGCCGGCUCAUGCCCCAGGCAUCCCUGGGACACAGAAUCAGCUUGGCCAAGGCAAACUUUGAUUCUGUUUUUUUUUUCCCCUCUCUGUUUUUUUUGGGAAAUAAACUAAAACCCUAGACUUGUUGGUGUUUUUACAACUCCGGUGUAGUUCCCGCCUGUCUGACCGUGUGUCAACCUUUGUAACAUUGGCAAUAAACCAUUAAAAGUGACUUUCCCAUGA
Messenger RNA from Calidris pugnax (ruff), 2574 nucleotides. It is a transcript of the gene CSDC2, whose product is annotated as cold shock domain containing C2, RNA binding. Gene Ontology annotation, cellular component: cytoplasm. Gene Ontology annotation, molecular function: mRNA 3'-UTR binding. The coding region runs from base 371 to 832 and encodes 153 amino acids. The transcript has 4 exons. NCBI's taxonomy places the organism in Eukaryota, Metazoa, Chordata, Aves, Charadriiformes, Scolopacidae. The record is from RefSeq and is a predicted model, not a curated record. Gene Ontology annotation, biological process: regulation of mRNA stability.